AUGGUAGUGAAAUUAGAGCUUAAGCUCCCAGGCACUGACGUUGGAAUGAGUAUAGCUUUUGGCCAUUUAGACGAAAAUUCAAAUGGGCCGAGCAGGGAAGUGCCAUCUUCUCCUCCAAAACCAAGUUCUGGAGCCAAGGUUAAAAUUGUGAAAAAUGAUCUGGAAGAAAGCGAAUGUGAAUGUGAAGAUUGCUCAGGAAGCUCAAAAGUUAAGGAAAAAGUUGUCAUUCAGAACGAAGAUGCCCAACAGUCUGUUGACAUGGUAACCAAAAUCUUCUCAUCUCUUAUGCAGUGUACAGCAUCCAAUAUUAAUGGAAACCAGUUCAACCAGAAUACGAAACCUAACAAAAAAACCAAAGGAUUAAAACAAAUUAAUGCUUCCGGAACUGAAAGAUAUAACUAUGAAAGCGAAGAUGAUUCCCUUGCAAAAGGUAUCCUCGGAAAAGGUUGCACAUCCGAUUUUUCCGUUUCCCAAUCCCUCUACCCAGAUGAUAUCCUGGUAUCUUAUGAGCCUAAAAAGAAAAAACCGUCCAAAUCAAAAAAAGCCCCUGCCGAAACUAAGUCUCCUCCCUUGAGCGAUAACACCCACCCAGUCACUAGAGACCUCAAAGAUGUGAGAAUUAUUCCUAUUAACAAAUCAACAAAUGCCAAAAUUCUACCCAACAGAAAGUUCAAAGAAAGUAAAUACGAUGUUUCCUGUAUAUCAGUCCCUACUUUAUGUAACAAAGCGAGACUCAUAAGCUGUUGUAACACAAGACUUGUUCCCCAAGUUCACAGAUGUAAUCUAAGUAGGCCAGAAGACGAAAAUCUGAUGAUUUCGGUCCCAUCCGCCAUUUACCCAGAUAAUAUCAUUCUUACAUUAAAGAACCCAAAACCAAAGAAAAACAAGAAAAAGUAA
Molecule: messenger RNA, 897 nt
Organism: Cryptosporidium ubiquitum
Lineage: Eukaryota; Apicomplexa; Conoidasida; Eucoccidiorida; Cryptosporidiidae
Exons: 1
Coding region: 1-897 (298 amino acids)
Source: RefSeq, a predicted model, not a curated record